ACCGACCCACCCGGAGCAAUGGCAUUAAUAUGACACAACACACGUCAACAAUAGAUAGAAUGGGAAACGAUUAAUCUUUAUUAAUCUCGAUUAAAUUACACAACUAAGGACAUCCAGUACAAGAUGAUUGUCGUCUGUUAGGAUCUGAUAAUCAUUUGCUCCCCAGACUUUUUAAAAGAUGGCUAUUUUACCCUGUAUUCUUGCAUUUGCAAUCGAGUUUACCCCGCUUCAGCUCGCGGGUGCAGUAAUCGCGGUCCUUUUCGUUGCUUGGCUAUCCCUAAAACUUCUUCUCCCCACGCGCAGAGUCGGUGAUUACCACAACAAGUACGUACUAGUCACCGGUUGCGACUCGGGCUUCGGUAGAGGUCUAGUCAUUCGCCUGGAUGGUAUGGGUUUCCAUGUGUUCGGCGCGUGUUUGACGCAGCAAGGCAAGCGGGACCUUGAGCAGACUUGUAGUAAACGUACUGUUGGUCUGCUGAUGGACGUCACAAGUCAUGAACAGAUCGUGGAAGCGUUUGAGCAAGUCAAGAGAGUGCUGCCUUCGGGAACAGGUCUGUGGGCGGUGUAUAACAACGCUGGAUUCAUGACUCUCGCCCCCUUGGAGUGGUUCCCGCUUGACGACUACAAGCGCAUGGCAGAUGUGAACCUUUGGGGCCUGGUGGAUGUCACCAAGACUUUCCUUCCACUCGUCAAGAUGGCAAGAGGGAGAGUCGUAAAUGUAUCGAGUAUAGCCGGUAUCGUCGUUGUACCAUCCAUGGCUGCUUAUUCUAUCACCAAAUAUGGAGUAGAAGCUUUUUCCGAUGCUUUGAGACGCGAGAUGUCCCCAUGGGGUGUCCGGGUCAUUAUAAUAGAGCCCGGAGGGUUCAAGACUCCUCUUUGGGACGAACAGAAGAUAGUCAAAAAUUACAAUGACCUAUGGGAGAGGCUCAGCCAUGAAUUAAAAGAAGACUACGGUGAAACGUUUCGCGCUCGUGGUAUAGAGGCGCUACAAGAGUACUACCGGGAGUCUUCCCCGUUUACUCAUAAGGUGAUAGACACGGCUGUAGAUGCGCUCACAUUACGGGACCCACAGCCUCGCUAUCAGGUCAACCUACAGGCACUCAAGUGUGCCGCGCUCUCUGUACUUCCCACGAAGUUGGCAGACGCAAUCUUAGUCAAGAUGGAGAAGAGCAAAGUUAUGCCAAGUGGCGUUGAGCAACAAAAAGGCAGAACGGCAUAGAAAGUAACUGAUAUUCACUGAUGACUUCCUCGCUCAAUGCAAUGAAAAGUUAUGAGAUUUUUUGUUUUUUGGGAAAAAAGGAUUUUCAGUUAUCAUGAGCAACUUUUAUAAAGCAGGUGUAUGUGCAGAACUUCGGAAGGAGAGAGGGGGCACUCCUCUUUUGUGAUGCAAUGUGGGGACAUCGCUAGUGGUUAUCAAAAUCGAGAUGGUAUUUCGCGGUAUAUUGGACAACGGAACUUUGUUAAACAUUUUUAACAUUUCCCAAUAUCGUUGCACAAAGGUACGUGGGCUCUUGGAACAUGAUUGAACAUCGUUGAAAGUUGUAAAGGUUUUUUUGCGCGUGUUUCGGCGGAAGCAGCCCUCGAUGAUAUUUAUCGGGUGUUCAAACUUGAAACGUCAAGACAUUGGCAGUACAAAAUGUGGCAUCAGCAUUGCAGAGGAGGUGACGCAAUAUUCAUGAACAAAAACCAACUUUUACAGGCAUUUAUGUUCCUUUUGCAAUUUAAUAGAAACAUUUAAGCUCGUAUUACGAAAACAUUUGCUUGAGUCGAUCAACAUUUUCUGUUAAACAUCUUAUAAAAUUUCUGACACUAAAAGGUAUCUUUAUGAACUUCAAAAAUACAUAUUGUAUCUUCUACCUCUUUUGACUGGUUUUGGUGAAAUGUUUCUAACCAGUUAUAACUUAGGAAACUCCCUUUCUGUAAAAAGGGGCUAUAUUCUAAUAAAGAAUUUACGGCGUUAUUCAUUAA
This is a messenger RNA of Nematostella vectensis (starlet sea anemone), 1968 nucleotides long. RefSeq names its product retinol dehydrogenase 7. NCBI's taxonomy places the organism in Eukaryota, Metazoa, Cnidaria, Anthozoa, Actiniaria, Edwardsiidae. Bases 179 to 1219 code for a protein of 346 amino acids. The record is from RefSeq and is a predicted model, not a curated record. The transcript has 4 exons. Gene Ontology annotation, molecular function: oxidoreductase activity.